Molecule: messenger RNA, 3789 nt
Organism: Acanthochromis polyacanthus (spiny chromis)
Lineage: Eukaryota; Metazoa; Chordata; Actinopteri; Pomacentridae
Product: vasopressin V2 receptor-like
Exons: 7
Coding region: 451-1989 (512 amino acids)
Biological process (GO): positive regulation of vasoconstriction; G protein-coupled receptor signaling pathway; regulation of systemic arterial blood pressure by vasopressin
Cellular component (GO): membrane
Molecular function (GO): peptide binding; vasopressin receptor activity
Source: RefSeq, a predicted model, not a curated record
GGAGGAGGAGGAGGCGAGGGUGAGAGCAGAGGGAGCUCAAAUUCAUUUCUGCUGCUGCUGCUGUUGGAGGCGCAGCACAUUGCAAAGGCACAACAUGACGCGCGAGCACCCGGGACGCACGCUUGGCUUUCCAAUGGAUUACUCUCACAAACAGCCGUGAACCGCAACGACAGCGAAGACAACACAAGCAGCUGCCACACUGAGGACUUACACAGAUCUUCCACACCUUCUUUCUUUUUUAUAACACUGACCAAAAAAAGUUGAAUGAAGACACACUGAUUUUUUUCCCCCCAAUUAAUUCAGAAUGGAGAGAAAUGGAUUGAAGAUGUGAAUGUUGUGGGUAUUUUUUGUUGCUUGUGCACCACUGAAGUAGAUAAUAAAGACAAGAGCAAAACACACGGAGAGAAAAGGACACGCGUGACAAGUCUUACCAUGCACUGACAACAAGGAAUGGAAAGCAUCAGCGUGGAAACGGACUGGGAUGGGUUAGGCCUCUCCUCUUCUCUGGGCAUCAGUGGAAGAAGCAAUUUCUCUUCCUCGUUCGUGUCUGAGCGGAACACAUUCAAUACUUCCCACAGCGGGGGAUCCUUCUUUGGAUUCUUCCCAGAGAAUGGUUCCAGCACCACGCCCUUCACUCUUCCCCAACCCAGGGUGAGGGACUUGGGCCUGGCCCGGGCGGAGAUCGCGGUGCUCGGGUUGGUGCUGGCUCUGACCACCCUGGGGAACAGCUUCGUGUUGUGGGUGCUGCUGAGGAGACGGAAGCACAACGCACCGAUGCACGUGUUCAUGGUGAACCUGUGCAUCGCCGACCUGGUGGUGGCGCUUUUUCAGGUUCUUCCCCAGCUCAUAUGGGACAUAACAGAAAGAUUUCAGGGCCCUGACUUGCUCUGCCGGUCCAUCAAGUACUUGCAGAUUGUGGGCAUGUUUGCCUCCUCCUACAUGAUAGUUGCUAUGACAGUAGACCGGCACUAUGCCAUCUGCUGCCCACUGCAGGCCUACCGUGGGGGAGCCAUGUCCCGCUGGAACACCCCUGUCAUGGUAGCCUGGGGUUUGGCUCUAGUCCUCAGCGUACCGCAGAUAUUCAUCUUCUCCCGCUCAGAAGUGGCUCCUGGAGAGUUUGAGUGCUGGGGUCACUUUGCCGAGCCGUGGGGGCUGAAGGCCUACGUCACCUGGAUGACGGUGGCGGUGUUCCUCCUGCCUGCCCUCAUCAUCACCAUCUGUCAGAUAAGAAUCUUCCGUGAGAUUCACAACAACAUCUACCUGAAGUCGGAGAGGAUGGUGAUGGCGGAGUUGAAGAAGAGUGAAAUCCUCUUUCGCUUCCACGGCUUCAAGAAGGAGGACGAGCGGGCCAGGGAGAGGGGGAGACGGGCAUCUGGAGGUGGGGGCAGAGGAGGGCAGCUCCUGAAGGGUGCGAAUAACAGCCCUCACAAUAACACCCACAGCAGCCAAGUGGGAGAGUGUUAUGACUAUGUGCCAGCUGCUAUUCAGUACAACAGUUGCCACAGUGAGCAUGUGACGACAACAACAACAACAGCAACAACAUCAACAACGCACCAGCAAACCCCGAGCAGUUUGGAUUGCCAGGAGUCCUACAGUAGCUCUCCACGCUGCUCGCUGGACUACGCCCCCCCUCCGCCUCCAGCCACCCCACCUCCGAGCAUCACAAAAGCCAUGUCCAAGACAGUGAGGAUGACUCUGGUCAUUGUGCUGGUCUAUACGAUCUGCUGGUCGCCGUUCUUCAUCGUCCAGCUGUGGGCCGCCUGGGACCCCAACCCUCCAGACCAAGCAGGCGUGGCCUUCACCAUCCUGAUGCUGCUGGCCAGUCUGAACUCGUGCACCAACCCGUGGAUCUACACAGCUUUCUCCAGCAGCGUGUCCAGAGAGCUGCAGAACCUGCUGCGCUGCCGGUCACGACCCAGCCGCCGGGGGUCCCUGCCCGACGACUCCACCACCACGCACACCUCGACCACCAAGGACAGCCUGUACUGACAGAAACGGACACACAGAGACGUGCUUGAAAACACAUGCAUGAGUGCACACGCUGCAAGGAUGUGUCAUUGCACUCAGCUGCAGCGUCACAGCCUGAGAACAGCCAGCCCUGACCUCCGCCAGAUGUUUUCCGCAACAAAGGACAGCUGCACUGUCAGCAGGACUUCAGUCUGUAAUCACUUGUCUUCUCCACCUCAGCAGUAAGGAAGGAUGUCAUUGAAGCCGUCAUCACCACAUUCAGCCUCUCAGUUCAUCUGCAAGGCAAAAUUACCUGGAAAGUAAAGAGUAAAGAGAGUAAAUCAUCUCUUCCGUUGCUGUUGACUACGAACUUGUGCAGUAAUUCAUGUGAAGAAAAAAAAAACACUCCUGCUUUUGCUCAGACAUAGCAGAGCAAAAGGAAUGCAUGGGGUGGAUUGCUGCAUUCAUGGCCUUAUGGCACGCCUAAUGUACAAAGCAGCAGACAAAGCUAUGGGUGUGAAGAAAACCAAGCAGCAGGAUAAGGAAAGAAGGAAUGAAACACAUGCAGACAGCAUGAGAGACUGAGACUGCUGCUGGUCUGGAAACAGACGGGGGAUGUGAAGGAUGUUACGGCUGCAGCAGUGGUCCUGAGAAGGCUGUAGUCGAAGUCUAAUAAUGCAAACAAACUGUGUUAUAUCAAAGAAAGUGGAUUAGAGAUGGAUGCUUGAGGCUGCAUAUAUAUUCACUCAGGAGGAAUUCAGUCACGAGGAACAACCGCGAUUUAUUAGAACGAUGGACAGAUUCACUCACGAGGACGGUGCAGGUCAAGACUCUGCCCCAUGAGGAGCUUUAAAACUGUGGAUUAACAGACGGAAAGAGACUCUCACAACACUCACAAACAAACAAGAGUGACAGUUUAGGGCCUAGAAGAAUACAAACAAACAACCCGGGUUUCCAUAGCCAACUGGGAAGCAAUUAUGUGAUUGUGUUUUGUACAAACAGAGCUUAUGAGGUACACGAAAUGACCUUCCGUCGUGUUCUCAGGAGAGAGAACAUUAUUCAGAAGACACGGGAAGGAAGCAAACGAGAAACAUUCAACAGCAACAUUCCAUGUACAGUGAUGAACAAUGUAAAGUAUAUUUAUUGAAAGUGUAAGGCACAUUAUUACAUGUUGUGUAAGAUAAAAAGUCAGAUGUAAAGCAUCAACUGUAAUGGUCCAAGGUAUGUAGUAGAAAACAAGGAGAUAUCGAACCAAAGAUGUUUUUUUAUAGCUUCACUUUUAAGGUCUUAAUAAUGGAGAUGUUACAGAGCUUCAGCAGAUGAAAACAGACAAGCAAAGACAAAUAACGUUAUUUCAGCUGCAAAUCUAUUCAAGAAAAGACCUCACAUCAACAGUACAAAUACUCUGAGUCAAAACUAAGUGCCUGCGAUGUCAGUAAACGUUUUCAGAGGGGCCUCCCUCACUGGAUUAAUCUUCAAAUGAUGUCAGCCAUGUUAUUCUUAGACGGAGCUACCACCAGAGCAGGGAUCACAGGAUAUGUUAUAUCACACCAUGAGCCAUGUGGUCUCCUUUCUUCUUUAUUCAUCCACUGUAUAAAUGAAAAUUCACACGCACACUCAAACACACAUGCAGAUGUAUAUGUCAGUUCCUGUUACUGCUUUUCAGGUAUAGUUUUUAUAUUGUAAUUUCUGUGUAAACACUAAUGUAUUAUGCCCCAUCAACUGCAUGACUUAAAAUAAUAAUCCUAAGACUUUUUAUAAAUAUGAAAGUCGAAUUCUAUAAGAUACUGUACAUGCAGUAGAUGUGAUAACUUUAUGUGUAUAAAAUUAGAUUAGAGCUCA